This is a messenger RNA of Panicum virgatum (switchgrass), 1014 nucleotides long. RefSeq names its product 26.7 kDa heat shock protein, chloroplastic-like. Lineage: Eukaryota; Viridiplantae; Streptophyta; Magnoliopsida; Poales; Poaceae. The transcript has 2 exons. Gene Ontology annotation, biological process: response to heat. The record is from RefSeq and is a predicted model, not a curated record. The coding region runs from base 129 to 845 and encodes 238 amino acids.
ACGGUCUCCCACCAGGUAAGCAACGCGCGUCGCAAAGCACAGCGAGUAAUCAUCAACCAACAGCUCCGACGAUCUCAAACGUUCUCGGUCAGGCCUCAACGUUUCAGUUCCUAGAUCCCAGUAGCGCAAUGGCAGCUGCUCCGUUCGCGAUCGCCAGCUGCCUCUCCCCGGCCGCGCGCCUCCCUGUCCGCGCAUGGAGGGCGGCGAGGCCGGCGCCCGGGCUUGUGGCGUCCGGGAGGGCCCGCUCCCUCUCCGCGGCGUCCGCGGCGCAGGAGGACAGGGACAACGCCGUCGACGUCCAGGUCAGCCAGAACGGCGGCAACCGGCAGCAGGGCAACGCCGUCCAGCGCCGCCCGCGCCGCGCGGCGCCACUCGACAUCUCCCCGUUCGGGCUAGUUGAUCCGAUGUCCCCGAUGCGGACGAUGCGGCAAAUGCUGGACACGGUGGACCGGCUGUUCGACGACGCCGUGGGAUUCCCCAUGGCGAUGCGGAGGUCCCCGGCGGCAGGCGGCGGCGAGGUGCGCCUGCCGUGGGACAUCGUGGAGGACGAGAAGGAGGUGAAGAUGCGGUUCGACAUGCCGGGGCUGGCGCGUGACGAGGUGAAGGUGAUGGUGGAGGACGACACGCUGGUGAUCCGCGGCGAGCACAAGGAGGAGGGCGCGGAAGGCGCCGGUGGGGACGGGUGGUGGAAGGAGCGCAGCGUGAGCUCGGGCGACAUGCGGCUGACGCUGCCGGACGAGUGCGACAAGAGCAAGGUGCGCGCCGAGCUCAAGAACGGCGUGCUCCUCGUCACCGUGCCCAAGACCGAGGUGGAGCGCAAGGUCAUCGACGUGCACGUCCAGUAGCGUUUUUUCAGCUCAUCAAGGGAUGAGAUGCUCUUCUGUAUGUAGCGUGCAUCUCACUCAUCCAGCUUUCUCUCCGCGCGCGAGCAGAUUGUGUGUUGUGUGUAAAUGCUGCUCGCAAUCAAAGGAGGAGAAUAAUGUGAAUAAAACUUUUUAACUCUUCUAUUCGGUA